AGGUGAUUGUAUACUCUACACACCACAGCCCUUAAAGGAAAAUUCACUAUUUAGUCCACUGUUGAUACAGUCCCACAAUGUUUUGCAUGGCAGCAGUCAAGUUUUUAAGAUAUUGAACUUUCAGCAAGCAAAGUGGGACUUGCCACAUCAUCAUGAUGAUGCCAAAUGUAACGUGUGAGUUUCUGGGUGGAUUUUUCCUUUAAGAUUGCUACCUAACAUGUCACUGAAACAUCUGCUUAUUCCUGGCCCUUAUUCCCAUCAUCACAAACAGGCUUGGCGACUCAGAGUUUGGGUGUAAAUUAGAAUAUUCCUUCCAACCCCGAUUUCCUAUCUGGGAUAGGGUAGCACCGGAGGCCCAACGGAGGGAGGGCUGGUGUUGGCCUUGAGCAGGCAGGCAGGGAGACGCAGUGGAGUAGAAGUGUGAGAGUAAACAGCGGCGGUUGCUUGCCUGCACCAGAAUUAGCACACGCAAUGGUGGCUCUCAGAAGGUGCCAUUUUCCAUCUUUCAGCCUCUGUGAAAUGAGGGGAAAUAUUAGUGUGUGUGUGUGUUUUCCUCCUAUGUAAGGCUCAAGGAGUUCUUGAAUGAGAUCCCCUGUUUUUUUCUGCUCCCAGCAUGAGGAAAGAGCCUAGCUAGGGUAGAGGAUGUGGCACAGGUGACAUAAAGCCUACUUAGAGCUGAGAUAGCAUGACAUGAGGAUGUCAGGGGCCCAGUGGCCUCGCCAAUGUAUCACUCAGGAAGAGGGCCUUUUCUUCUGUUUUUGUUUCGCGAGCUCAGGCGGGGGAGGGGAGGGGGUUGGGCGUGUGAGAAAGCAGCCAAUGGCUGAGCUCCCUGCCCCUUGACCUUGUGCAAGAGUGCCUCUUGCAAAGCCCAGCUUCCCUUUCCCCUACGCUUGCUACACAGAGAGAAACAAGAACACACACUGCUCUGCUCGCCCCUCCUCUCCCCCUCUCCCUAGGCCUGCUCUCCCCUCUUCUGUGUCUCACAUCUCUCCCCUCUUUCACCUCUUGCCCCCUCUCUGUCCCUCUCUCCCCUUCUCUGUCCCUCCACUUCCCCUUUCACCCCUCUCCUAUCUGAUCCUAAGAUGGACAACGACAGACCCUGCCUCUCCGAAGACACCAUACAGAUGUAGGGGGGGGAGUUGGGCGUGUGAGAAAGCAGCCAAUGGCUGAGCUCCCUGCCCCUUGACCUUGUGCAAGAGGGCCUCUUGCAAAGCCCAGCUUCCCUUUCCCCUACGCUUGGUACACAGAGAGAAACAAGAACACACACUGCUCUGCUCGCACCUCCCCCUCUCCCUAGGCCUGCACUCCCCUCUUCUGUGUCUCUCUCACAUCUCUCUCUUGCAACUCUCUUGCAACUCUCCCCUCUUUCACCCUCUCUCCCCUUCUCUGUCCCUCCACUUCCCCUUUCACCCCUCUCCUAUCUGAUCCUAAGGUAGACAAGGACAGAGCCUAGCCUCUCUGAAGACACCAUACAGAUGUAGGAUCUUAAUUUGAGCCAGUUUGCUACAGCAGGAAAAUAAUCCUGCAGCAUCAGGAAAUGUGAAUUAUUAUGUGGAUUAUAAUAAAUGGCCAUUUUUGUAGAGGUUGAUACAUUUUUCGUGAGGGAAAAUCAAGUCUGAAAUUUCCAAGUGGAAAUUACAAACUUCAGAAGCCUUUUUAAAGGGUAGGAAGCAUGUGUUUUUACUCACCAGAGUAACUACAGUGUGGUCAAAUACUUAGUAACUUAGUUGUAGUCACGCUCUAUACCUAUAACUACAAACAUAAUUAUAUUUUGGGGUUAUUAUAUAUUCAUAAAUGUAUUUCCAGAUGUCUUUGAAACUACCCACAAUGCAAUAUUUCUCAAAGUCAUGGAAAAUCUACUCUGUGCUACCGAGUUCGUAUGCUAGCUCGGUAGCUAGCUCAAGCUUUCUAACGUUAGCAUCCUCAUGCUCGUCAUUGACUUUGGCUGUGUUAUCUACUGGCAACCCGUAAGCAUGCCUUCUUGCCGUGGGCUAAAAACAAAAUAAAAAAUCAUACCUGCUUGCUCUAUUUGUGUAGUACCUUGUCUGUUCUCAUUUUUGUUUUGGCAUGUUCUCUGUGAAGUAGGCUACGAGAGUUUUGGCUUUUGCUUGUGUAUUUCCCACGCUGACUUAGUUGUAGUCCCGGUGAAGUCCUUGGCCCGGUGAAGCUAACUCAUCAGAUGGGCCCCAGCCAUCAAUCUGUAAGUCUCAGCUCUUGUUUUGCUAUUUUUAUUAUUGUUUAUUUUUUACAAAUUCUUCUCCCCAAUUUCAUGGUAUCCAAUUGGUAGUUACAGUCCUGUCCCAUCUCUGCAACUCCCGUACGGACUCGGGAGAGGCAAAGGUCGAGAGCCGUGCAUCCUCCGAAACACAAUCUAGCCAAGCCGCACUGCUUCUUGACACAACGCCCGCUUAACCCGGAAGCCAGCCGCACCAAUGUGUCGGUGGAAGCGACCGUGUCAGCGUGCAUUGUGCCCGGCCCGCCACAGGAGUCACUCGUGCGCAAUGGGACAGGAACAUCCCUGCCGCCCAUCCCUCCCCUAACCAGGAUGACACUAGGCCAAUUGUGCACCGCCCCAUGGGUCUCCCAUAGAGCCUGGACUUGAACCAGGUUCUCUUAGACCACUGCGCCACUCUGGAGGCCUUCAUUUUGCUUUUCAUCUGCGGUUAUGUUUUAGUUGUUUUGUUAGUUGUGUUCUAGCUGGUCUCCAGUUGUUGGGCUUUGGCUUGGUGGUUGGCUAGGCUAAUAGCUAGUUGGCUAAAUAGCUAACAUUAGCUGGCUGGCUAGCUUGCUGGCUGAGAACUGCAUAUAGGUAACAUUUAUUAAUAACAUUAUUUGACUUAUGCUGUGCUAGCGUAAUGUUAGCAGACUGAUAGGGCUAAAGUUAGCGGGCUAGUUGGCUAGCAACCUUGCAAGUUGAUAUGUAACUACAUUCAUAAAGUAUUUGCUUGUAAGUUGAAACCAGUAGACAUGAGUGCGAACAAUUUGGAUUCAUUUAAAGUUAUACAUUUUAAUUUAUUUCUGUUGGAGUUUACAUUAUAGGGAAUAGGCUGGCAUGCCCGGGUCCUCCAUAUUACACCACACCCCGGAAAAACAUUUUCCGACAUGACUUCCAGCAUUCUGCGGAAUUCUGAUCGGUUUUAUGUAAUAACAAAAAAAAAUGGACUUUCGGAGUGUAUAUUAAUGGUGUAUAUUAAUGCAAAUCUAUAUGUUACAUGUGUUUACAUUUAUGCUUCUUACCCUUUAAACCUCAAAUACACUAUAAGUAAAAUAAUUCCUGAAUGCAAGAAAGUUCUCCUGCAACAGGGUGAUCAAAUUAAGAUCUUACAUCUGUAUGUGUUACGUAACUAUGUAUAUUAGGGAAGAAAAUCACAUCCUCAACAGGAGAAAAAUACACACGUCUCUAAGCCAGACCAAUUCCAAACAAAUGGAAUUGCCUUGUAAAUAUACAUUUCAGUAUGCAUUUGCAAACUUAAUAUGUGCAGUUGCUAAAGAUGUGCAGUUGAUGAACAUCUUAUUAUUUUGUGAAGUUAAACCGUGCUCUGGUUUAAACAGUGGUACAGUAGCUAUCUAGUGAAACAGCAGUGUAGUUGAGCAGUAGAGCAGCAAGUGUCCCAACAGGCAGGCCCGCUGCAGGAUAUUAAUGUCUCAGGCCGUAAAGUCCUCACCCUGGUUGUUUUGUCAAUAACCUAAUCACGGCUUUGUGUUUUUGGUUUCAUUUCUUGGCCUCCUGGAAUACCGAGUGUAAUUCACAGUGAUGUGCUCACUCGCCACCCUUAUUUUAAGACCUGGCCACCAGCCAGAACGUGUUUGAUAAAUAUACACUCAGUUUUUUUUUCCCCCCAGGAGAAGAGAGACCAGUCGGGGAUAAAGGGAAAGUACCUCUGUUUCUCUCUUCCUCUUUUCCUCUCCUUCUCCUUCCUCUCUUUAUAGUAUCUCUCUCUCCUCUCAUCUCUUCCCUGGCCUCUCUUCCAGCUCUUGGUUGUUUGCUUACUUGGUGGGGACAGGUCAGUAUAGUGAGCUCUGUGUGCUGACAUCCCUCCCGUGACCUCCUGUGUGACUGAUUCAGGGGUCAAAGACCGGGCCAAGACUGCUACCAUGGCAAUGAGCCAAGUGAGUGAGGAGUGAGGAGAGGGGAGGAGUCAGGCCUACAGUAUAGUAAUGACAUGUGAUGGAUAGUCAACACCUCUCUCUCUCUCUCUCUCUAUCUCUAUCUCUAUCUCUAUCUCUAUCUUUCUCUCUCUCUCUCUCUAUCUCUAUCUCUAUCUCUCUCUAUGUCCCCACCAGCACCCAGGCCAGAACCUCAGCAGCCUAUCAUCAGCUCAUUGAUCAGGAAGAGAAAAAACAUUUAUCACUGGACAAUCCACAGAUCCACUAUUCCUCUCUCUCCUCCUCCGUGGUUCCCUCCCUCCCAUUCUCCUCAUCACUCUCUUACAACCUUGACUGAAACCAGAAAGCGUCUCUAAUAUCACCAGAGGACAAGGUGCAGAGGAGUGACAUUUCGUCCAGUAGUCAGGGCAUGGUGGAGAAAGAGGCUCUGGGGCCGCUGCUGCUCGAGGCCCUGGACGGCUUCUUCUUUGUGGUCAACCGCGAGGGCCGGAUCGUGUUUGUGUCAGAGAAUGUGACGAGUUACCUAGGUUACGCCCAGGAAGAGCUGAUGACCUCCAGCGUGUACAGCAUCCUCCACGUGGGAGACCACAAUGAGUUCAUCCGCAACUUGCUGCCCAAGAGCCUCGUCAACGGGGUGCCAUGGCCCCAGGAGCAGGGCCGGAGGAACAGUCACACGUUUAGCUGCCGGAUGCUGAAGAGGCCCCCUGACGAGGUGGACUCAGAGAACCAGGAGGCACGACAGCAGUACGACAUCAUGCAGUGUUUUACUGUCUCCCAGCCCAAAGCCAUGCAGGACGAGGGAGAUGACCUGCAGACCUGCCUGAUCUGCAUAGCCUGUCGGAUGCCUCGCCCCCAGCAGCUCCCCGCUAUCAGCACUGAGUCCUUCAUCACCAAACAGGAUCCCACAGGGAAAAUCAUCUCCAUAGAGACCAGUGCUCUGCGGGCGACGGGGCGACCAGGCUGGGAGGACCUGGUCAGGAAGUGCAUCUACGCAUUCUUCCAGCCACAGGGGAAAGAACCCUCCCAUGCCAAGAAGCUGCUCCACGAGGUGAUGACCCAUGGCACGGCCAUCAGUCCUCUUUACCAGUUCAACCUGAGCGACGGGACCCCCCUCAGCGCUCAGACCCGCUGCAAGUUCUGCUGCCCCCCCAAAUCCGACGUUCAGCCCUUCAUCAUGGGCAUUCACACUAUUGACAGGGAACACAACACUGCUAGCUCUCAGGAAAACACUAACUCCAGCCUUCUACUGACCCAUGGGAGCCCUGCUUCCUCCCACCCUUCCCGUUCCCCUGCCCUACCGGCGGGCAUCGAGGCCAGCCAAGCCCCAGGCCCCACCUCUAGCCUCCAUCUCAACAACGGAAACAGCUCCGGCACCACCGCCCCCACCACACCCACCAGCCAUUCAGCAGGGUACCUGACGCCCAACCGGUUGUGUCCUCAGCAGGUCAACAGCCCCUCACCCCUGGGCAGCCCCCUCACAGCCAUCCCUACCUCAUUCAUGUCGCCCAGGCCCCCCAGGGGCAGCCCGGGGCUGGGCGGCAGCCCGCGCGUCCCAGGGAACCCCUUCUCCCCUUCCACUCCUGGCCUGCACUCUCCGGCAGGGGCCUUAGGAGGUGGAGGUGGUGGCGGGGGCGGUGGAAUCCUCAGCAGACAGCACUCUGGUGGGGACGGUGGAUCAGGGACCCCCCUGGGUUUCUCUCUGCCCUCCCCUCUACCUCAGAGGAAGGCCAGCACCCCCACCAGCUCCCCAACGCGCCCUCCCCCCGCCAAGCCCCCUGAGGGAAAAGGAGGAGGUGGGGGAGGAGAGUACCUGGGGGGUAACCCCAAACUCAACCAGCUCCUGGACAAUGGCAGAGUGGGGCCGCCUGGGGACCCCAACAACACCGCUCCUAACACCCACCCCAACACACCCACCUCCACCCCUCAGUGCCCGGCCUCCCACAGCACGCUGACGGAGCGCCACAAGAUCCUCCACCGCCUCCUGCAGGACAGCAGCCCGACCGAGGGCGGCAACGGCAAGGAGUCUGAGAUCAAGAAGGAGCCUCCUGCCAGCCCUGCCACCGCCAACCCCAACGGACCCCCCACCACCCCCCAGGACCACCAGCUGCUGCGCUUCCUCCUGGACACGGAUGAGAAGGACCUGAGAGACCUGCCCCCUCCGGCCGCUCUCAGCCUGCAGACGGUCCGGGUCAAGACUGAGAAGAGGGCCACCGGGGACACUACGCCCUGUGCUGCAGCCUGCGCCAGCCCCAAACCCAAACCCAGUCCUGCAGACAGCAGGCCGCCCAGAGACCCGUUCCCCAGUGGACCUGCUAACCUGGACCCUCUCAGCCAGCUGUUGCCCACCCUCAGGGGCCCCGCUGGGGCCAAGCAGGGCAGUGAGGAGAAGGGUGACCAUCAGGCCCUGUCGUCCCAUAGCCCCCAGACCCAACCUCAACCUCGGCUCCAGUCACCUCCACAGCCUCGGCUUCAGUCCCCCUCCCAACCUCAACCCCAACUUCAGUCCCUUACUCAGGUCCAGCCUCAGAACCAUCUUCAGUCCCCUCUCCAGUCCCCUACCCAUCUCCAACCCCAGAACCAGCUUCAUUCCCCUUUCCAGUCCCCUACCCAUCUCCAACCCCAGAACCAGCUUCAAUCCCCUACCCUACUCCAGCCAAGCGAGGCCAACGUUCCCAGAGCCAUGAGCGUGAAGAGGGAGCCUCCCCGAACACCAAGCCGAGGGCUCACGGAUGUCUCCUCCAGCCUGCAGAACCAGUCACACUUUGACUUCUGCAGCCCCACCACCCCCAGCCAGGGACAGGGACAAGGGGAGCCCUUCCAGACACCGAAAGACAGCAGCAGCCCCUACACAGAGCCUGGACUCAUGAACUCGUUCAACUCCAACACCGGGUUGUCUAAGAUGGAGACGGACUCUCAGCAGUUCCGGCCCCUGGCCCUGACUGACUCUCUGUCCUUUGAUGGAGGCAUGGGAAACCCCGUGCAAGCCUCUCUGGCCUCCCCUCAGGAGCAGUGUGUCCCGUGCCCGCUGGACCAGCUGCUGUGCCCCCCCACCACCCCAGAGGGUCGUAACGAUGAGAAGGCCCUCCUGGACCAGCUGGUGUCCUUCCUGAGUGGGACGGACGAGAGUGAGCUGGCAGAGCUGGACCGAGCCCUGGGCAUCGACAAGCUGGUACAGGGCGGCUGCUUUGACCCCACCCCUCAACGGUUUCCCUCCCAGCCCCCUGCCGCCACCCCCAUCUCCAUGGACCCCAAGCUGCCUGGCUACCCCUCUCAGUUCAGCACUGGCUCCCCUGGCCAGUUCCCUCCAGAGAUGGGGCAGGGUAUAGGGGUCUUUGGGGCACCCAGGGGGGCCUUCCCCGGGGGCAUGGGCAGAGCGCCUGGCGUUGCCAACCAGCUCCGACUGCCACCCAACCAGCUGAGGUUACAGCUGCAACAGAGGCUGCAGGGCCCACAGCAGCUGCAGAACAGGCUGGCUGCCAUGAGCCAGUUCCCAGGGGGAGCUCACGUUACCAUGGGGAUGCGUCAGGGAGUGCAGCAGCCUCAUAUACCCUCUCAGCCUCCUCUAAACGCCCAGAUGCUGGCCCAGAGGCAGCGGGAGCUCUACAGCUUCCAGCACCGCCAGAGGCAGCUCCUGCAGCAGAAGGUCAUGUUGAUGAGGCAAGGCAUGGGGACCGGGGGGCCUAUUGGGGCCACCAGGGGACAAAAAGGACCCCAGCCACAGCAACAACAGUUUAGCUACCCUCCAGGCUACAGCCCCAUGUCAGGAAACCCACCCAGCUCUCCCAGCCUCUUCAAUCCCAUGGGAGGGCCCCUGGACCCCAAGCUGUCGGGUCUGGGCCCCAUGGGCAGCCAUUCAGCCAUGAUGGGUGGGAUGCAGGGACAGUUUGGGGGGGUGAACUCGGCGGUCCAGCCUGGGCUCUUCCAGCAGUUUGGAGGACCGGGUAUGGUCCAGCAAGGAGAACCCUCGUUCCCGCUAGAGCUCAGUCCCACCAGCCCCUUGCUGUCCCCUCAGAACUCCACCUCCCAGAGUCCUCUGCUCCAGCAAGCCCAGCCUCCUCCUGGGUACCAGUCACCUGACAUGAAGAGUUGGCAGCAAGCUGGCAUGGGCAGCAACAGCUUAUUCAGCCAGUCUGGUCAGCAACAGGGGGUCUACAACAACAUGAGUAUCACCGUGUCAAUGGCAGGAGGCUCAGGGGGUGUGGGCUCACUACCUCCCAUGGGACCACCCGUUGGCCUGGGCAACAGUAACCUUGGCAACUCCAUGUGUAACGAUCAGGUACAGCAGGUUCAAGUGUUUGCCGACGUCCAGUGUACGGUGAACCUGGUGGGCAGCGACUCCUACCUAAACCAGCCGGGGUCCAUAGGCCCCCAGAAAGGACCCCAGGGGCCUCAGAGCAGCCAGUCCCAGCAGAAGAGCCUCCUCCAGCAGCUCCUCACAGAGUGACUCCUCAGCUCAGCUGCCUGCCAGCGGAAAGGUUCUCCAUAGACCACCACAACCUCUUUUCUUUUUCACCUUUGGUUUUAGACAGCUGCCUGCUGGACUGGUUAGGAAGGCCCUGGGAGGGAGACUGAGGUCCAGGUAACAGCGUGUCUGUCUACCUGCCUGACAGCCUCAGCCCGUACCGUAAGACCGCAACGAUCGUUCAGCACUCAUUCCUGGUUACAUACUUUCAACACAAAGUCUGCUUCCUGUUCUGUGAAAGGAAUCAGGUUCCGGUUUUGCCAAGUCGUCGCGGUCGUCAAAACAUGACCUGGUUCCUUAUUGGCCCGUUCCAUCAGGCCGUCGCAGCAGUACGUUUUGGGAGUGCGAGCAGCGUGCAGCUGAGCUCAGCUUUGGGUGGUUAACCCGUCGUCUCGCCUUUUUGCCUCGCGCGGGGCAGGUGGGGCGAUGUUGUGGGGACAACGUUUUAAGAAUGUUAGGUUUUUAACCUCUGCAAUGGAAAGCUCAGUUUCAGCUGGAUCUGUGACUGACUGGCUCUCUCCACUGCAGUGCCUGAUGGGAGGAAGUUCCCAGCUCUCGUUUUUGUUUUUCUGUUCUCGUCAUCUGCGUCGUCAGGACAACAAGCAUCACGGCCAGGAUGGGAUGGGAGACUGCUCUGCUCUGUUCAGUUGGCAACACUGUCUUUCCUGGGAGGGCAUUUUCUAACUACCUGACUGUCAAACUUAACUGUCUGUCCUACACAUUUUUCUCCCCAGCGUCUGUGAAUACAAGCCACAAUGGGCUCUCUUUGGCCUGUCAGUGUUGUUUUUCCAUGUAGAACCGUGCAGCUGGGUAGUAUUGUCCAGCAAGGAUGAGAUGAAUUCACACUAUCUACUUUCCUUUCAAAAGCGUAAUUUAAUUACUCUAAAAAGCAACUGUCAUUUUGAGCUCAAACUAUACAUUGCGAUUCAUUGCAGGUUUUUACCCCCCUUUUUAAAAAAUUGCAGCGUCUAAGAUGUCAGUUAUGUUUUAAGGCGACAUUUGGCAUUAUGAAAAUGUAACACUGCUAAAUGUUGUGGUGGGGAACUGUCUCUGUAUUCUGUAAUGUGAAAAAAGAAAAUCUUGGUAUAAGAAUUUUUGCGAUUUGAUUUAGAAAUGGCUAGCUCUGCUCUUUUGGCAUCCCAUUGAAUGUUUCAAUAUUCUUAAAUUAACCUCAAAACAAACAGGAGUGGAUUAUCAAUAUCACACAAAGACAUGAAUAUGUUGUAGCUAGUAACAGUAGAAUUUCCUCACUAAGAAGUGAUGGAUGUUGAAUGGGGUGUUGUCUUGGAAACACAGCUCUCUCUCUCUCUCUCCGACUCUGCCCGUGAUGAUGUCACUCCACUGGCCGCACACUACAGCUCUUUUUGACUGCUCAUGUGACCUACUGUUGCCCAGUCAGACACUGUCUAUCAGCGCUAACCUCUGUUGAUAUUUACUAUACACAUUCAUUCACAUAAAGUCCUGCCAACAAACACAAUGUUUUUAUAGGAGUAAACAAGAACCUAUUAACAAGCAAUAACCAUAAUUGAAGAGACAAAAUAAAUGUUUUGCGGCGUUGUAAUGAUAAUGAAAAAUCAAGUCUACUUUGUCUUCUCUGCUCUAUCCCGGGUACCUGUAUUUCUGAUUAACAAGGCUUUCUAAAGGAUAACUGUUAUUAUCCAACUAGAUGUCUCACUGCUGUGUAUAUACAAGGUAUUUCACAAGGUGUGCAACAUUACCCGAGCACAGCUAAUAACCGAGGAGGGUUAGGGAUGAUCAGUUGAAAUAGCAUGUAUGAUCACCAUCCUCCUCCGGAGACCUCAAACUGAACACCAACUCAAACUGAACGCCAAUGUUCUAUGAUUUGUGAAUCACUUUAUGUACAGUUUCAAUGGUGUCUGUGUGCGUGUGCUUUAUACUGUACCCAAACAGUGGCUCAGGCGUCCUCACCAUACAACUCAAAUUCAAACUGAAAAUGGGAUCAUUUUGUGUGAUGUCGAUUACAGUUGACAUGAAAAGCUGGUAGCAAUUUCCAAUUUGAAUACUUUUACAGAAAAAAACAUUUGUGAAACAGAUAUACCUUGAUUUUACAUACCAAUUGUUCCUGUGUAUUUUAAGAAACUUAAAAUGUUGCUUUGCUUUUACCCUAUUUAAUAUAUAAUUAAAUGAGGUAUUUCAGUGUCCUUCUCUUCUGAUAAUGUUACAUUUUUCUUUUCUAUUUGAACGGGCCGUGGGUUAACAGUUAGUAUUUAUCAAGGUUAAAGCCAUUCCUCAGCCACUGUUUGGUUCAUGUAAAUUAACAUACACUUUACAAAACACACGGAAGAAACACAAAUGAACAACAGAAUGUUUGUGGAAGGAUUUCAUUUGUUUUCAGUAUACGUGUACUAUAUGGGGUACCAGCUAAAGGUUUCACACUCACAGAAGUAUUACAAAGGAUAACGUGUUUGUUUUUUUUCAUCUUCACAUUCUCUCCAGCCUUUGCUCCUCAUUGAGGAACAGGCAUUUCUGUAUGGAUAGUGGUAAUAGAGCUGCAUCAAAUGUGGAAGUUAAUCCGAUCUGUUAAUAUCAACUGUUUAGCAUUUGGGAUAUAAUAUGCCAAAUACAAAGCACCAUUAGACAACGCUCAUUAACAAACAGACAUUACUUUAAGCAAGACCUGCUCAAUGGCAAAGACAGUCCAUUCAGUACAGGUACAAGGUAAAUAUUUGAACUGGUUCUUCAACAUGUUAACAUGUAUAUAACAGACAAUGUGAAUAUGUAUUUGUUCAGAAUCAACAAAAUGUAGUGCUCCAAGUUUGUGGUAUUAACUACUCGCUUCCAUUUUAUUUUACAUUUUUUCAUUUUGAUGUAUAUGACUGAGUGUGUGUAUGUAUGUGAUUAAUACUGUGUAUCUGGUGUUAAGAUGGAAACCGAUUAUGUCCUGAUUUGAUUUCUUCUUCUUUUUAGAUACCUGCAAGUUUUCCUGUGGGUGUUUUUCAGAUUGCUCUUUAUGUGAGGGAAUGGUUUAGCGACUGCUGAAUGUGAUUUUACUGAGAGAGAAGCAGCAUGGAUUGGCUUUUGUACGGGUUCAUUUUAAAAGGCCAUAUUAUUUAAUUUAUCUGUUAUCAAAAAGUUUAAACAGAUCUGAGAAAGUGGAACCUUGGAUUCUGAGAAGCAUGGCUUCGGUAGUUAAGUGGGCUUUUGUAGAUCGCCUGAUGUAGUUUUUUGCAUUGUCAGAAGUAAUGACCAAAGCUUCAAGAUGUUUAAUUCAUAUCAUAUGCAAGCCUCAUGCAAUUGGAUGAGACAAAAUGUAGCGUUUGUUAAAUUUUCUAAAAUGAAAUAGUCUCAUACCUAUACAUACUAGCUCUUCUUUGACCACAUGACUAAUUUGUGGUAGUUUGUGCUUUGCCUGUUUGUCCUUUAUUUCCUUUUUGACACGUUUUGUCCUAAGAUACUGACAAGUGACCUAUCAGCUAUAGUAUUUUUAUGUAACUUGUAUUCUUUGGAAUUUCCCAAAGUAUGAUCAGUUAGAAACUUAUUCUCCCUGUUGCCAUUGACUCCUAGCAAAGAUGCAAAAAGUAUUGUAUGGCCUGACGUGCUGUCAUUGUUUACAGGAAGAGAGAACGUUGCAACAGCUAGCUAUGCACCUUAGCGAAAAGCAUUUAUUUCACACUGAUUUAAGUAUUCAAAGCCACACUAGAAUCUGAAUCAAUUAUUUAAAUCAUGGUAUUUUCAGUCAUUAGUUUCUUGAAGAGAAGAAAAAAAACUACCUAACUUUCGUUUUUUUUUAACUUAAACUAGUGUUGUUGAUAAUUGUCUGAUCUAUCAACUGAAUCUCAUUAAAAAAUAUUAAUGUAUUUAGCUGAAUACUUUAUACCAAAUUUGAGGUGCCUCUUGUAUAUAUUUUCUGCAUAGAGGACUGCUCCUCGCUGUUUGAUGAUAAUGUUAAUGAGGAUUUUCUUAUCUUUACCUUUAUAAAACAAGUUUGCUGUAUUUUACAUUACUUUUUUACUAAAUAUCUAAAUAUUCCAGGAAUUUGCAAGAAAUACAAUCUAGUUUUGCACUUUAUAUCAGAAUUAUUAAGAGGAAACAGGCCAUCAUGAAUACUGUUCAAAUCAGAUUACUAUUUCCCGAUUAGGAAGAAAAAAAGGAAAUCCUCUGAAUGUAUUAGAAAGUAAAAUAUUGAUUUGACUUUUCUUUAGUAAUCCUAGUCAUUUCUCAGGUUCUUAAAAACAAAGAACUUGGUUGUAUAGCAGAUCAAUAUGAUGACUAAAGAGAAGUGUACUUUCUCUACUACUAAUCUAUGUAGUUUCAGUUCACUCUGCCACAGAUCCUCAAUCUAAACUAUGCGUAUCUUCUUCAGGUGAUCCACUGCCCCUUCCCUUGGCCAUCAGCUAACUAACGCGCUUACACUCAUACGUCUUGUCUUGCAGCAGCUUCAACUGUUCAAAACAUUCCCCCUCAGCUAUGCUCCCUGCAAUUAUUGUACUCUGCUAUAUAGUGUAGCAUCAGUUCUAUUCAUUAUGUUUCUAGGCUUAGUAAUACCUACCAAGCAGUAACAGCCCUACAUACGUUUACUGCUAUCACUUUUGCAUUUCUUCGCCACCUUAUCACAUACUGUCUAAUACAGAAGUAACAUCCUUAGACAAGAGUACUGCACUGUACCCUACACAGAUAUUACCUCUCAACUGUUAGAUUAUUGGAGCAACUGUUUGCUGAUGAUGUUUGUCAAGUAUUAUAUGUGCUGCCUUAUCGAGACUGAAGUUGGUUGUGGUUGGAGAACUCAAAAGCUUGUAUCUCGCCACUUAUAAGGGCAAUGAUUUCUCAUUGAAACGAGGUUCCACUUUUUCCCCUGUAAAAAUAAUAUAAAUAUAUGUAUAUAUAUAUAUAUAUAUAUAUAUAUAUAUAUAUUUGACACAUUUUGUCCAGUUAUGUUUAUUAUACUUGUAUAAACUUGUUUUUAAAGAGGCAUCGGAGCAGCUGUGUAGGACAAUAUGAAUGAAGUAUCUGGAAGAAUUAUGCAUGUUUUUAUUUCUGUGUCCAGGUGUAAUACCUGGAAUAAAUCCUACCUUUUCUUAGGACAUUGUAGACAAUCAGUCUCAGGCUGGGUCCAGUACCUACAGGGGGUCCCCCCUGUAGGCUGAAAAACAAACCGUUUUUGCAUCUACUGAAAUGUCUUAUUUGUCUGUCCGUUUUUUUGGGGAGGUAUGUGGCUGCUCAGACUGGGAUUAGUUCAAAGUUUACACACUUCUACACAUACACCUCGUGCGUUCGGUCCCUCUGUUGCUUUUCCAAGGUGAAGAUGCUGACCUUGAAAGUAAAUGAUGCUUUGACUAACAAAUCUAUAACAUCCAUGAAUGUGAGAAUGCAACACAUCGCAAUAAAAGCACCGUGUAAAACAG
Salvelinus fontinalis (brook trout) is the source of this 13932-nucleotide messenger RNA. Its product is annotated as nuclear receptor coactivator 1-like. Gene Ontology annotation, molecular function: nuclear receptor binding; protein dimerization activity. The record is from RefSeq and is a predicted model, not a curated record. Gene Ontology annotation, biological process: cellular response to hormone stimulus; positive regulation of transcription by RNA polymerase II. The transcript has 18 exons. The coding region runs from base 4517 to 8551 and encodes 1344 amino acids. Gene Ontology annotation, cellular component: nucleus. Lineage: Eukaryota; Metazoa; Chordata; Actinopteri; Salmoniformes; Salmonidae.